AUGAUGCUUUUGCGAGCAACAAGGCUAUUGCGUGUGGCAAAACGCACCGUGGCCUCCGCUGGUGCACAGGGGGCUGUGAAGAGAGCCACCACAACUGCUGCAGCACCUGUGGCCGAGUCCACGACCUUGCGUGAGGCCCGAGCAGCGGCAGCAACAAAAGCCACAGGGCAGCGUAAGCCCCUGCAUCACAGCCGCGGCGGCAGUGGUGAUAGCACCAGGCCUGUGACAUCCCUUCAGGCCUCCGCACAGCUGAAAGGCGUGCGAACGAUAUCAAAGGCGUCCAGUUUUGUGCCAGACCACCGCGAGAAGGUCCUGCAAAUAUUUCAGCGUUUGGCGGAGAUUAACAAUGCGCUUCAGGAAAGAUACAAGGCGCAGUCGUACCAGAUUGCUGUGGACAACCUAAAGAGGGAUGACUUCAUCUUUGUGCACCUGCCACCGAACAUUCUGCCGCCCGGCGUGGAUGACGCGAAGAGGACGGAGCAGCUGAACGCCGUGAAUGCGACACCGGUGGUGGGAGAGAAACUUAAAGCCAAAAUUGUGGAGAUUCUCUCAAUGGGUGACCUCGCCGAGCUCCACAGUUUGCAGGCAAAGCCCAUCAUUCGCGCCAUUCAGGAGCUCACGCAGGUGCAUGGCGUCGGUCCCCGUACCGCAGUGACAUUUUACAAGAAAUACGGCAUCAAAUCCGUGGCCGAGCUGCAACAACGCGUGAAGGAUCACGAGGCGGAGAAGGGUAUUGGAGAUGGGGAUAGGGAUGGUGGCAAUUGCGGUAAUAGUGGUGGUGCCAAGAAGGGUUCCAAAAAAACUUCAGCGGGGGAUGAAGAUCCUGUCCUGCACCUCACUGAGGCACAGCGGUUAGGGCUCAAGUACCAUCGUGACAUUAUGCAGCGCAUCCCGUACGAAGAAGUAAGACUGCACGAAGCAUUUUUAAAGCUGAGACUGCGGAAGUACCUGGGAAAGGGCUAUGAGCUCUCCAUCUGUGGAAGCUACCGACGGCGACA
Messenger RNA from Trypanosoma cruzi, 998 nucleotides. RefSeq names its product mitochondrial DNA polymerase beta-PAK, putative. Gene Ontology annotation, molecular function: DNA-directed DNA polymerase activity; DNA binding. Gene Ontology annotation, biological process: double-strand break repair via nonhomologous end joining. Gene Ontology annotation, cellular component: nucleus. The transcript has a single exon. NCBI's taxonomy places the organism in Eukaryota, Euglenozoa, Kinetoplastea, Trypanosomatida, Trypanosomatidae. The record is from RefSeq and is a predicted model, not a curated record. The annotation marks the transcript as partial.